AUGUCUCUUCUAGAAAGAGUUAGUCACUUCUUUGACAAAUACAGGCAAAACGAUGGGAAAGGAGAGCAUAUUUUAAAGUUAUUAAGACAGAACAUUUCCUCCUCUUUUAAGAAGUCUUCUAUAGGUAAGUGAACGUAACUAAUUGAGCUUAAAAUUGCCCGGUGUUUUUAAGCACCGGUCAUCACAUGUUCAUAGCAUGCAUAAUACGACUUUCGUCUAACGUUUUUAACUUUACAUUUUUUGGUUAUUGUAGUGAAGUAUACGAAGUAUCAAGAAGUUCCGGAAGAUGAAUUCAGUGGUUGGUUGAGCCUGCUGUUUGAGGAACGUGGUUUAGAGCGGUUAACGACAGAGCAAACAGAAGAUAUUAGACAGCAAUUCUGUGUUUGCUUGGUCAGUAGUGCGAGAAAUUUCGAGUUCUUAAGCUUUAGAGCUAAGUUUGUCAAGAUCGCUGUAUAUUAGCCAAGUUCCCUUUUGGCUGUUUUUCGUCUCGGUCCAUAGAAAAACUUAAACAGAACGAGGCCAAAGUGCAGCCAUCUUGAACGAACAAGCUUGGUUAAUUUUGCAUAUCUGAUACGUUUUCUCUUAGGUAAGCGCACAAAAAUUACGCCAGUACAAACAACCUCUCACAAGCCUUUGAUGAUAAUUUGCAUUUGUAUACUUUGAGUACGUACAAAAUACAUGCUAGCAAAUUAAAUCAAUCGUGUAGGCAAUACACUGUUGACAUAUUCUCACAAAAUUAUUUACCCUGUUGAUACACAUAACCUCUUUGACGUUUUGAAGUGCAAACAUUAAUAUUAUCUUCCUCUAUUAAUUAGAAAGGUACAAAUUUAUUUUUAGUCUUGUGGAGUGUUGUGGGGUUCUGUAUACGUAUGGGUCUUAAAAAUAUUUACGGUAUACAGUAUAUAUCUUUGCUUCCCAUUGAAGAAAGUUUGUUUAAUAUUAUACUCCACCCCACCUUCUCUCCACCCCCCCUCCUCCCACCAUCAACUCUCAGUAGUCCUGUUUUCUCAAGAACAUACAUUCUCCAGUUAGCUUCUUUACACUCACAUGACACAGGGUUGUCAGGAAGUUUUGAAGUAGACGGCUGAGUUGUCAAAGUAAGGGGCCAGUCCAGGAAUGUUUUUUUAAAAAAAUGCCAUCCAUAAAGAAAUGCUAAGCUAACCUGAGAUCAGGCUCUAUUUUCGUUUCGCUUUGAAAAUUACAUUUCGGCGGGCAAGGCGAAACCAAUUUCAGCAGUGGCCAUUAGAGAGAAUGCAUGAGAACCGCUCAAAUUGGGCCUGAUCUCAGGUUAAUGCUAAGCAGAGUAGAUGGCCGAUACUUACCAAGUUGGCAGCGAUUUUCACCGGCAGCCAGCUACUUUUGACAUCCCUGAUGACACCUGCCAGUGAAACUGUUUCCUUGCCAGUAGUUUGUGAGUGAUAUCAGAGGAAAACAUUUCACUAUUUGCUUCUAGCAAAACAUUGUCCUCUUCUUUGUUUUAAUCCAUUUAAUUAUUUGCAGGUGUGAUUAAGGUGUCAAUAGUGUGUUUACAUUAUACUGUUAAUUUGUUUCAGAAAAGAAUUGAGGAGAGUUCUUGUGUAGCCUUGUGGGAAUAUUGGUUAAGACCAGUGAGUAUAAAGCUGUUUUUCAUAGUGUUAGAAAAAGGCACUUCAAUUUAUAAACUAAGGAACAGGAAAGGAUUGUCCCCUCGGACUAAAAUAUGAGAUCUCCACUAUGGUGAUAACUGCAUUAACCCCUGCACUUCAAAGUGAUUUGUUGCUAUUUGUCAGAGUAUAUAAGAAGCUUUUUUAUUCAUUAUUGCAACACUUCAUUGUGAAUUACAUUGCAUGCCUAUACACUGUACACUGUGAAAGGUUUGAACCCGGAGUUAUUUCAAAAGUAGGUUGAGUUUGAUCGUCUGGGUGAGCCUAGUCCUGAAUAGGACUGUUGUUGUUGACAGUGACUGACGUUUUGGCAACCUGUGCGAUAGUCAUUUUCAGAGUCAAAGUGAGUUGUAUUCAAUGAUACAACUCAUUUUGACUCUGAAGAUGACUACCGCACAGGUUGUCGAAACGCCAGUCACUGUCAACAACAACAGUCCUAUUGAGGACUAUGCUCACCCGGACGAUCAAACUCAACCUACUUUUGAACACUGUACACUAUUAUCAUGAUGCAUUAUGAUUUAUUAUUUGCAUACACAAACAAUAAAAAAUAGUGGCAUAAACCUAUAGAGCCAUGUAAAUGUAACAAACUGUGGAAUUACUGAUCAAAGAAUUGUCAAAUGAACGGUGAUAAACAGUCAAAAAUAAAAGAAUUAGGAAAAUACAUGUAUGGGAGAACUCUUCCUUCACUGCUCACAAUGGUUCUAUGGGCAUAGACUUUGUGUUCGUCCUUUGUAGGUUCUCAACCCUAUAUCAGCUCUGCUUAUUGUUGAUGUACAAAAUGACUUCAUUAGUGGGUCUCUUGCCUUAAAAAACUGCCCUGCUGGUGAAGAUGGUGAAGAAGUUGUAUCAGUCAUACAAGAGCUGCUGUCAAAAAAGAUGUUUAGUGUUGUCGCCUACUCUUUUGAUUGGCAUCCAUCAGAUCAUUGCUCCUUUGUUGACAAUGUGUCCUUGUAUCCGCUGCAUUCCUCUAGUCAAGUGACAGCUGAGAAAGCCAAGGUCUUCGAUGUUGUGGUUUAUGACAAAAUCCCCAUCAUUGAUCAAGUGUUGUGGCCUAGGCACUGUGUAAUGAACAGCUGGGGUGCUGAACUUCACAAAGAUCUCACAGUAAGAAAAAUAAAACUAUUGGUGACCUAG
Molecule: messenger RNA, 2777 nt
Organism: Porites evermanni
Lineage: Eukaryota; Metazoa; Cnidaria; Anthozoa; Scleractinia; Poritidae
Source: the annotation of a GenBank genome assembly